Messenger RNA from Microdochium trichocladiopsis, 621 nucleotides. RefSeq lists its product as uncharacterized. Lineage: Eukaryota; Fungi; Ascomycota; Sordariomycetes; Xylariales; Microdochiaceae. The coding region runs from base 1 to 621 and encodes 206 amino acids. The record is from RefSeq and is a predicted model, not a curated record. The transcript has 2 exons.
AUGUCUACCUCUGAUCUUCGCGAUCUGCGCAGCGACGCUCAAGACGCCAAGCGGGACCGAGACCACAAGCAGAAGUGGGCCCACGGCGGUCGUCCCCUCCCUGGCGUGCGCCGGUCCAUGAAUGUCUGGUCCCAUGUCUCUGGUGUCGAUGAUGACGGCCGGGUCCGGCCCGAGAAGCUUUGGACUGGCUACCGCCAACAGACACACAACGUGAGCAAGCUGACCCGGCCGAUGGCUCACAUCGACAUGCCUCAGAGCCGCUUCCGCGCCCACCUGGACGCCCGCGUCCAGCUUUCAGAUCCUAACAACCUGAUCGACUACCUUUCCGAGGACAUGCCAGGUGCUCGCGACGUUCGGAGCCCCACGGACGGUUUCCUGUACAGCUUUGAUCGGACAGACACCCCGGGCCGACCGCUGUCGCUGGAGAUGUUCGUCAAGGAGAACCCUCGAGCCACUCGAGCCACUGAGCGACUCGUCGAGAACGAAUACGAGAUCGUUGAUAGCAAUGGAGACGCGCUGCAGGGUCGUCGGGCUCGCAACAUGCUUCGCCGCCAGAACAACGGCCCUGUCGAGGAGCAUUCAGAACUCGCCCGCGAGGACGAUGGCUUCGAGCUGAUCUGA